CCAACGUUCCCGUGCAAGACUAAACAGGCAAUGCACGAUAUCGGGAGCACCGUGGUGUUGUCUGCUGUGACACAGGACUAAAAUCUAACGAAAUAUCCCCUGGUGCAGACGAAUAGUCCAAAUGCCUCACGUAAUGCAGGCGUCACAUCGAGUUACCAUAGAAACAGACUCAAACAGGACACUCAGCUUCAAGGAGAGGGUACGACGCCAUUUUGCCAAAGGACACCCUAAAGAUGACAAAGUGAAAUACCUGACCCGAGCAAUGUUUGCUUUUCAAGCCAUAACUCAACUUUACGUAUCUCUCAAGUACCUCGUCCCCCACAUAUUUCAAGAUUAUGACCCCUGGACCCAGUAUUACAUCAAGGUGGGCGUCUGUUACCUCUGCAUUAACGCCGUGGUCAACUGGCUCUGCGUCAUGUUGUACGACACGUCGUUUCGAAGGACAAAAGAUCGUCCCGAAUACAACGUGGAGGCAGUGUGCGAGAACAACCCGGAUCAUUUUGUAGGAAGAAUCGCAAAUCAGGACAAAAAUGGCAAUAUACCCAACAGUUCCCAAACGGAUGACUGGUCGUCCUGGGUGUAUUGUAUUACGUGCCAAAUGAACAUUCCGCCACGGGCCCACCACUGUGACUACUGCAAGAAGUGUAUUAUCAAACGAGACCACCACUGUUUCAUGGUGGGGACCUGUAUUGGGUUUAAAAACCAGCGUUAUUUUAUAAUCCUUGCGUUCUACUCAACCAUUAUAGGCCUUUUGGCAGGUUAUUUUACAGGAAAGUAUUUGUACGACGUAUUUGUACCUACUUCCUGUGUCUCUGACUUCUUUCUUCCUGUGACGUUUUACAGAAUGCUCUUUGGUAAUAUUGACCUUCAGACCUUUCUGCUCAUCUACCAUUCCCAUCUAUUAGUUCCAAUGGGUUGUAUUGCGUCCAUUUAUUUCGUAAGUCAAAUGAUAAUUGUUUCUCAAGGUGUUACGCUUUAUGAAAUCGCUAAAAAGGUGGAUGUCAAGUGCACUCGGCCCGUCAAUGAAAACUUUCGAAGCGUUUUCGGAGACUUUUGGGGACUAAAUUUCCUAUUUCCUGCGCAGAUCAUUUUUCGUCAGAGAGAAGAUGGGAAAUCCUGGGAUGGCAUAAAAAUCAUGAAAAGAAGAAAGGUGGCGAAAUCUUGAUUUUAUAGUGCUGAGAGAGAGAGAGAGAGAGAGAGAGAGAGAGAGAGAGAGAGAGAGAGAGAGAGAGAGAG
Molecule: messenger RNA, 1236 nt
Organism: Haliotis rubra (blacklip abalone)
Lineage: Eukaryota; Metazoa; Mollusca; Gastropoda; Lepetellida; Haliotidae
Product: probable protein S-acyltransferase 13
Exons: 2
Coding region: 122-1165 (347 amino acids)
Biological process (GO): protein targeting to membrane; peptidyl-L-cysteine S-palmitoylation
Cellular component (GO): endoplasmic reticulum; Golgi apparatus
Molecular function (GO): protein-cysteine S-palmitoyltransferase activity
Source: RefSeq, a predicted model, not a curated record